ACUCUCACCUUUUUUCCACAAAAAAAAGCGUGUAAAUAUCAAAUAUCUCAUGAUUCCCCAAGAACCACAACCAGACGUCUACGAACUACCUGAACAUGUAAGAAAAUACUGUAUUCAGAUGAAAAAUGACCGCAAAUACUGGUAUUGUCUAUUGGCUCUUGGAGCACUUGCAUUGCUCAAUGCAGUAGUUUCAACGAUGAUGAAGCCCGCAGAUGUGACGCAUCAUGUCUCGGUUAUAAAUAUUCAUUGGAUUAAUACAAUUAUUCUUCUCGCCGGGAUAUCACCAUUUAUCUUUCCACAAAAAACCUUGAAAUCAGAGACUGCAAUAGUUGUCGUCAACGUUUUAAGCCUCUGCAUUUGUAUCAGCUGCGCGUUUGCCGACAUUGGGAAUAUCGGAAUAAAAGUUUUCGGAACACCAAAUAGCACUGACUUUUUCUCGAAUUUCAUCAGCGGUGAUGAAGUUGAAGCUGAGUUUCCCCACCCAUCACCGGAGAUAUCGGAACAUCUUGCCAAGUUGGCUUUAAGAUUUAGAGAUCAUCUAUUCGCAUACAACUGUCUGGAUUUAGCGAUUUGCGUUCUUGCAGCUUGUAUUUCGCACAAGCUCAUUGUAAAUCGAAUUGAGGCUUCUCCAAAUGUACAUUUGACCGACAGCCGCCGACUCCAAGGCUAUGGAGUUGCCCUGAUAAUGAUAUCUGUAACUGGAAUAGUGAAUCACUUGUAUCAAAGGAUCAUUAUGGUAAAUCACAGACAAGCAAUAUUUUUGGAUAUGCACACAAUUGAUGAAUUCUCAUGGCUUGUCAUCAAUCUAGCAACAGGAAUUCUCGUAUUCCUAUCGUCAAGAUCUAAUCAAAUUGUACAGACCACAUCAUUUGUGCUUUCCGGUGCAACAAUUUACCCAUCAUUUUUCUACGCUUGGCUGGAUUAUAGAAUUAUGACAGCUUCUCAUUCAAAUUUCCUUUUCCGCCAAUCAAUGAUCUCUCUUAUGAUCUCAGUUCCUCAUAUUUUUGUACUUCUUGCCAUUUUCCUGACAUUUGUCCUUUCCCGUCGUGAUGCCACACGAGUUAACAUGAGUCAUCUGAACAAACUCAUCUUCGUCGGUUUCUCGGCAUUCUUCUUGAUCAUCUCCUUAUCGCUUAUCAAUGUUAAUCUCUAUGCCUUGUUUACCAAGCAGUUCUACAAAAUAUUUCAUACCAGUGAGCAGAAGCUCCCCUUCCUCACUGCAUUCCUUGCUCUUUUCACUGGUCUGAGCGUUCUGAGCAAAUUUAAUUUUAUCACAAUUGCCAUCUCCUUGGUCCUGGGUAUUUUUUCCAUAAACGCCACAUAUCUCCACAUUUUCUCAUUUAUCUAUCUUCAAAAAAAUGGUUAUUUUAUCGAUGGAACAAGUGCGGAGUUUCUAGUUUUACCUUCUGAUACAUAUGACAAUAAUACGGAGUCAUCAAGUGUACAUACAAUUGAGACAUCAUUGAAUGUUAUUUCUCUAAUUGGAUCAAGUGUUCUUGUGGUGUUUUUGGCCUAUUUGGCAAAAACCGCUCUCCCACCACCUGACACAUCAGAAGACUCUACAGAAGAAAUAAUCGCAAAGAAAGGGUACGAGAAGCAAGUUCUCAGUCUUGGAGUCGUCAUGUUGUUCUCUGCUGUUUUCGUAUUAUCUCUUGCCUUUUACGUCUUCUUCCGAGCCUUCAGUCCUCAUCCACUGGUUACUAUUUAUUCACAACUAUUUCACGUUGUUCUCGCACUUUCUAUCACUUCAUACGCGUUGUUCCAGGUGCUAGUCGCCGAGCAUCUCUCGCGAUAUCCAAUAUUCUCAUGUGCUCUAGUCAUUCUUUCUGUCAUUCGGGCAUUGGAUAUUCUAACUCAAAUCGAUUAUAAAGACAUUGGAAAUCAACCAUUGACAUGGACAAUUCAUGCGUUGGUUGAAUAUAUGGCUAUAUUUUUCCAUUUUGCCACCAUUGCCACCAUCUUCAAAAUUGAAGGAGCUGGAAGACCACUGAUUGAGCCGGCUGAGAUCCCAAUGUCAUUUGACAAUCCCCUGGGCAAUGCAACAGAUGAUAACGGGUACAUAAUGCUGCGAACAGCAGAAAACGAGCAAACAGAGUGAUAAAAAACCAAUUGAUUAGUCAUAAUUCAAACCAAUUUAGUCAUUCCUCCCACCUUUCCCCAUGAAAAUGAUCUCGCCACGUGUCUAUUGCCAAAAACUGAUAAUAUAUUGAAUUUGUGAGUUGCAGAUGUAUUUUUAACUGUUGAAUAUUUUUAAUAAAGUUAAAAUAUAAUUUCAC
Caenorhabditis elegans is the source of this 2276-nucleotide messenger RNA. RefSeq names its product Phosphatidylinositol-glycan biosynthesis class W protein (gene C14A4.12). The transcript is spliced from 14 exons. Bases 119 to 2098 code for a protein of 659 amino acids. The record is from RefSeq and is marked reviewed. Lineage: Eukaryota; Metazoa; Nematoda; Chromadorea; Rhabditida; Rhabditidae.